This is a messenger RNA of Cheilinus undulatus (humphead wrasse), 4719 nucleotides long. RefSeq lists its product as uncharacterized. Lineage: Eukaryota; Metazoa; Chordata; Actinopteri; Labriformes; Labridae. The coding region runs from base 189 to 3929 and encodes 1246 amino acids. The record is from RefSeq and is a predicted model, not a curated record. The transcript has 6 exons.
UCACGUCGACGAUAAUUUCGCGCCACCAGCAGGAUCAAAGAGAAAACAAUGGGUUAGCUAACAGCAGUAACUCCACUGAGGAGAGUGGCUUUACCGAGUGUGUUGGACUUCAGUAUUCAAACUGGAAAAGGUCUAAAGCAGGACAACUUACAUGUGUGUUGAAGUUUGAUAUAAGGCUAAAAGUAGAGAUGAAAAUGGAUGAAAUCCCACAUGAUAAUAUCAAUCGUCAAACUGAGAAAGAUCUUGAUUCUCCACUCACACCCAAACGACCAAGAAUUGAUUGUUCAUCACCAAAUGACCACAGCGGAAAAAGCUGGUUUGAUUUUCCAGAGCUUUUGACACUUCGGAAAACUGCAUCCACCCAGUCUUCAGCGAAUAUGUUGCAGAACACCGCUGGUCUAGAAUGUAGAGAUACAGCGUAUGGGAAACCUGACAACCAACUGGAAAACACUCAGUUAGGUCUUUCCCCAAAGUUGGCAACUUCACACAGUGAUGAUGCAGACACAGGAUCAUUUAAUCCCUGCUGUAUUGCGACUGAAAGAAGUGUCCCUCUGGUGAAAAAUGAGCAGCCUCCAGUAAAUGAAACUGACGAGCUCAGCUUGUACCCACUAGACGAUGCAGGUGGGGCGUUCGCAGAGUUUUACACUUUGAAAGACAGCAUUGCUUACACGUCCAGUCAUCCUGAUUGCAACCGUCUGAAGAAAUCACUUGAAGACGAGCCCCCCCGCAGGUGCAAUGUUACUGCUGGAAAUGACAAAGAUAGGAGACAGGUGCAAAAUAGUGUCAGUCAGAUCCAAGUAUUCAGCCUCAGUUCAAGUGAUGUGGAGCUCAGAUGCCUGUCUGAUUGCAUAUAUGAAGACAUGCUUCAUGACCCAGAUUUCUAUAAGACAUGGGGUAAAUCUGCUGAACUUGAAGAGAGUAAUCAGAGGAAUGGUGAGGAGGAAUUUACAGAGAACGGUCUUAUGAGCAAGGAAAAGGCUGAAAGUUCUGUAUCCUCCAUUGAUUAUGCAGACUCUGAAUCAGUCUACUCAAUCCCUGAAGAGGAUCCCUCCAGGAGCACGGCAGAAGGUGUAAAAAAUGAGGAAGAGAUAUUAGAAUUGCAGAUCCAUGAAAGUGAAAAUGUUUCUAACUGUGAUGGGGAAACAAAAACCAGAGUAAAUGAAAAUGGCAUGACCAUAAACUCGAUCCCCUCUGAUGCUGCUGAGUGGGCCAAGGGAUCAGUGGUUUCUUGUGAUAUGGUGUUAGUCAGAAAUAUUACAGCUGAGACUGCUGAUGACUUCUGUGGGGCAAAAGAAGCCCAUGCUGCUGGCCAGAUGAUAGCCAAAACUGAGAGUGAAACGGCUGAUCACACAACAGAGACUCCAAUGCCUGCAAGGAUCAGUCAAGAGCCUGCUGAAGGAGAUAAUGAUGCGGGCCCAUUCGGUGUAAUUGACCCUGCAAUCUGGAGUGAAAGUGACAGGGAGGCUGAGCCGAAACGCUGUAACUCAGAGAGCACUGAAGGUGUGGAAUUAUCUCCAUUUAUAAAAAUCUGUGAGCUAGAAAUGUUUCUCUGUCCUCUCGUCCAGCCACAAGGAGAGGAGAUAUGUCAGCCAUACACAGAGCUACAACCAUGCCCCAGCACCACUAAAGAAAUACACGACAACACAAACAAUAAAGGCAACUUUCAGCAGGAGUCCAGUCUUAGCAGCAGCCAGAGGGCUGCUCCUGCUGGGGACGAAACACAAGAGACCUCUGACGCUCCAACAGAGCUGGAUGAGUCUGUUUGUUUGUCUGACAGUUUGGACCCACAGGAGGUUGAAUAUUUAUGGGCUGAAAUUGCAGAGAUAUACGGUAUGAACCAGACAGAAGACAAGGCAAGACAUGAAACAAAAAGUAAGGGAGGAAAAGAACCAGACACUUCAGUGAAGUUAGAGGAAAAACCUUUGCAGCAAAGUGAAAAACACAAAGAAGACACAUCUGAAAUAUUUAGUGACUUCAUUAAGGAGUUAGAAGAGGGCAAAACAAGUCUCUCUGGCAAUGAGAUAGCACAUGCUGAAGGGGAAUCUGCAAAUAACCCUGGAUGUUUUUAUGAUCACCCAUAUAGUGCUGUAAAUCCUUUAGUUGGAGGGACAGAGGAAGGAAAUGAAAGACUAGAAAAAGACAAGAAUGACUAUAAAGAAAGCUCAGAGAUGCAAGCGAUGCAAGAAGACAGUCAACAGGAAUUCAUUGAAGGAACAAUAGAGGAAAAGGAAAUACUAGAAGAGGAUAAAAAUGAUGAUAAAGAGGGCUCAGGGAUGUCUGUGAAACAAGGGGAAAGUCAACAGGAAUUCAUCGAAGGAACAACACAAGGAAAGAAAAGGAAGGAAGAGGAAGAAAGUUGCCUCAAAGAAAAAAGCUCAGAGAUGUCAGAGCAACAAGAGGACAGUCAACAGCCAUUCAUGGAAGGGACAGAGGAGAAAAAGGACAGGCUAGAAGAUGAAAGAAAUUACGGUAAAGAAAGCUCAGAGAUGUUGGCGAAACAAGAGGACAGUCAACAGGAAUUCAUUGAUGGGACAACAGAGGGAAAGGAAAGAAAGGAAGAGGACGAAAGUGGAGAUAAAGAGGGCUCAGAGACGUCAGCGCAUCAAGAGGGCAGUCAGCAAGAAGAAGUCAUAACUGAGGCGUCAACUGAUGAAUGUAUCAAUGGGCAGAUUGAAGCUAUCAUGAGCAAAAGUGGAGACAAAUUAAACCCCGAUAGUCAGCAUGAACAACCCAACAAGCUCUUUUGUUUCUCGGAGUCCCAGCACAGACCAGAGACGGAUGACAUUUUGGCUUUCACCUCUCCUCCCUCAAGAGAUGCAGUUGUUCCAGGUCCACAAGAAUUGAGACAUUCACAAAAUGCUGACAAAACCCCCACAGCCAUCAUAUGCAGUGACAGAUUUUCCCCAGUGCCAUCUGCCUUCUCUUUCUGUGACCGGGUGCUGGGGGCUUUUGACACUUUUGAAAAGAUCCAGCUCUCACUAGACGAUGAUGGCGAUGAUGAUUCUGGUUUGGUGAGCGGCCCUCUGCUAACGAGCGUGCUGGAGACGCCCAAGAGACAGCUUUGCCACCCCAUGCCAGAGGCAGAAAGCAAUGAGUGCAAGGAGGGGCCACAAGAGGAAGAUAAGGAGGGCAAAGAGGAGGAUGUGGAAAGAUUUGACAACAUAGCAAAUGGAUUAUCAAGCUGUGAUUGCAGUUGUGAUGAACUUUCAAACUUUAUCUCAGCUGCAGAUGUUCCCGCCCCCGGCUCAACGGAGCAAAAGCCCAAUUGUGAAUCAGUCUUUAAAUCCUCUGAGGACUUUCUGGAUGAGUUGAAACCACAGUCGAUAUCCUACACUGUUUCCUCUGAAUGUGACAGCCCAGCCUCUGAUGUGAUCAAAAAACCCAAGUUUGAGAUGAAGAAACAGUUUGACAAAGUCCUGCAAGAGCUGAACUUGUUUUUUGAUGUCAGUAGAAGUGAGUUUGAAAGCUACAGUAGAGAAUCCUCUCCGGAGCAGUGUGGUGAAGUGACUGAGGCCUGGGGGAGCGAUGCUUCAAACUGCAAAGAACCUCUGACUGCAUGUGAAAAAGACACAUCAUCAGAUGAUGCUGAUGAAGUCCGCAGUUUGGAUAUUUGUGGAAGCGAGCCAGUGGUGUCGUGUACUCCUGGCAGAGGUGACGGUGAGCAGGAGGUGCCUGUUGGCAGCAGCGCUGAAGUGUCCUUGUACACUGCAGAGAAACACAAAGAGAGAGAGCCCCGGGAGAUGGAGCCGAAAAGAAAAAUGUGGUCUCCGUCCUUCAUGUGUCAAACAUUCCUGGAACAACUGAGCCACAGACCACCAGAGCCAACAAGAAGACUGGAGCCUCUGAGGACCUGCACACGCCCACUCCGGGUCGGACUUUCAAAGAGAGCCAAAACAAAACGCCUUCACCGCCCUCACCCCUACAAAUGAACAGAGAUGUUAUGAAGAUGACAUGCAUGAGGUUAAUGGAGCGUUCUUUCAUGCCAUGGUUUUUGAUGAUUUACAGCGUGCUGUUCAUGUUUUCUUCUGUGUUUUUGUGAGUCAUUCCUGUACAUUUCUCUCUUUAAGCCAGGAAAGGAUGAGUCUACAGCAUUAUACAUUUAUAUACGUCUUCUCAUGGGGAGUUCUAUAUAAUCACAGUCUGCUGCUGUUUGUCCACUGAGCAGUUCGACUGCAGCGGUCGGGGAGUUAGUGCUCGCCCGAGGUAUUUGUGGAUGAAAGGAAGUCUGUUUGACUGCUGGGAAAUAGUUGUUAAAAUAUUUCCUUAAUUUCAUUUAUUUAUGGACCACUUGUUUUUGUAUUUAUCUAUUUAUUUAUUGACAGAAUCCCAGCCCUAAUUAUUGUUUAAAAAUACUCAUCUAGUAUUUAUCUAGUUUAUUUAAUAAUAGUAUUCAUAAAUGAUUAUUUAUUAUCCUAAUUUAAACAGAAUAUAAAAUACUUUGUUGCAUUUUAUAGACAUAUAUGCUCUCCAUUCAGUUAUAUUGCAUGUAAAUGUUUUUUAUGUUUUAAUGUAGCUGUGUUUAAACAGUUUACUACUUGUUCCGGUUCUGUGUGGGCGCAUUCAGUCAGAUGUAAUGAGCCGUGUAUGUUCUAUUACUGCUCUGUUUUUACUGUUCACAUGUCCCGUACGCAGCGUAUCCCCAAGCAAUUUUGUGCAGGGUUAGUUAUCAAUUCACCAAAGACUUGAAUGUUCUCAUUUAUAUAAAAUUUAUUUUCCAUG